This is a messenger RNA of Botrytis porri, 924 nucleotides long. RefSeq lists its product as uncharacterized. Lineage: Eukaryota; Fungi; Ascomycota; Leotiomycetes; Helotiales; Sclerotiniaceae. The record is from RefSeq and is a predicted model, not a curated record. The transcript is spliced from 7 exons. Gene Ontology annotation, biological process: mycotoxin biosynthetic process. The coding region runs from base 1 to 924 and encodes 307 amino acids.
AUGAUGGAGACAUUGUAUAAGAAAAUUCGUUCAGCAAGAACCUCCGUUCCUGCUCAUAGACCUCUCUACAAAGAUGAAUCUUCCAACGAAGACCUUCUCAAAUCAUCCGAAGGCCUACUCGAAUCCAAAGAUAAUGAAAAUUUAGAAUACGAUGUUAGACCGCGGAAUGCGAAGCAAAGAAGGUUGAUGUGGGGAGUUGUGAUACAUUCUUUCAUAUUCGCGACGUAUACUAUUGGAAUUUUUGCAGCAACUGGCUUUUUUAAACAGAAAUCUGGGCCACCUACACUUGUAUAUACACCGGCAGCAGAGGCUUUGGAGUAUGAGAAGGUCUUUUAUAAUGGAACUCUUUUCGCAAGUAGUCUCUACAAGGGGGAUCCUCGUCCGGAGCUCGAUCUUGCGUGGCACAACUUGGUCAAAAACAAUAAUCUACGGCUCAGCAAAGAGGAGCUCGCUACUUUGGGUAGGACCGCACUUUCUCUUGCUGAUGGCUCCGGAUACUACGGUCAAUUGAAUGUUUACCAUCACUUACAUUGUUUGAAAUUCAUGAGAGAAGCAUUUUACGCGGAAUAUUAUCCUGAUGCUCAAGGGCCAACAACAAAAAUGCACGUCGAUCACUGCAUUGAUGAUAUUCGACAAGCAUUGAUGUGCCACGCCGAUACCUCCAUCACAACAUUUGAAUGGGAAGAAGGUAUAAGAAGACCCAUGCCAGAUUUCACCGGUUGGCACACAUGUAAUAAUUGGGAGAAACUGGAUGACUGGGCCACUGCUCGUGCAUUUUCAAUGUUUGACCAGGUUUCUUUGAUCAAUCCUACUUAUGGGAUCGCUUUCCCAAUGGUCAACGGAGAAAUCGAUUAUACGCCGCCUGGUCAGGAGGGAUUCCGUGCUGUUUGGCCUGAAGAUUUGGGAGGCCAUGUUCAUGGUUAA